This is a messenger RNA of Pelodiscus sinensis (Chinese soft-shelled turtle), 2048 nucleotides long. NCBI's taxonomy places the organism in Eukaryota, Metazoa, Chordata, Testudines, Trionychidae. The record is from RefSeq and is a predicted model, not a curated record.
GAAGAUGAAGCAGAGAAACCAGAAAAGUCCGGUGGUUGCUGAUGUUUGGGAGUGAAAUUCACCUCACUGCGGGGGGUCCCCCAUGAGUCUCAGGCCUCAUCUAUGCCUCAAAUCCAGAGCCAGCCCUACUCACCAGGGACUGGAGACAUAGGCUAUGUCUACACUGAAGCCUUUUGUACAAAAGGUCUUGCGCAAGAGCACAUCCACCUUGCCAUGCGCUUUUCCGCAAGAGAUGUGCUUUUGCACAAAAGUGCCCAUGGCAGGGUGCACGCCCUCUUGCAAAGGAAAGCUCUGGUGGCCAUCCUAGCCAUAGGAGUUCCUUGUGCAAGAAACCCCUGCAGCCUGUCCACACUGCCUUCUUGCACGAGAGGGAUUUUUCCUCAUAUGGGGCGUCAGAGGUCUUGUGCAAGGAGCCCUGUUUUCUGACACUGUACUGUAAGUUUAGUUGCGCAAGAACGCGUGUGCAGUGUAGACGCUCCACACAUUUUUGCACAAGAACGACUGGUUUUGCGCAGAAAGUCUGCAGUGUAGACAUAGCCAUAAGGUUUGGGAUCCUCCAACUUCCCAGGCCCCCCAGUCACCCAGCGACCUUUCCCCCUGGCCCAGCUGUGCCCUUAGCCAGAGGGCUGCCGUGGGCCCAGGCAGUGAGACGAGACCAGACAUUUCCUCAGUGAUCCGUUCAGACACAAACAAGCAAACCAGGCCCCUUCGGUUCUCAGUCCUGCAGCCCGAAAUAGAGACGCUGUGGCCAGUGUGGGGAAGGGGAGCCGAGCGGGGCAGGAAAUGGGAGCCGUGACGAAUAUCAGACCUGAGAAAGGAGCAGAGCAGGUCAAGAGAGGUUGCAGCUUCUCUGCAGAGCCCAGGGGGCCUGGGAGCAGGAAGAGGAGCCGCUGGAGCCUCCGACUCUGGGGAGCAGGCGGGAUCGGUGCAGAGGAUGGCCAGGGCAGAGGGGCUGGGUGGGAUCUGGGUGCCACUGUGGAUUGGGCCCUGCUGACCCCAUCCGGAGGGGACACUGUGGAGCUGUUUCCAUCCUGAUUGGUUCCUCCCACCACGCCAAUGCUCCUGUCUCUGUGCCUCCUGCUUCCUGCGCUGAGCCCCAGCAGCCAGGAGAUCUGCUCAGCUCCCGGAACUCUCCGUGCCCCCAUCCUCUACCUGAGCCAGACGUCAGCCCGGCUGGAGGACUCCGUGCAGCUCAAGUGCUCCGUGUUCUCCCAGAACCUGGCCGCCCGCGUCAUCUUCUGCAAGGACGGGGAGGAAGUUUCAUCCCAGACAGUCUCUGUGGGGAAAUUCAUCUACGACUUUAACCACGUGAUGUCCAGGAGCAGCUCUGGGAACUACUCCUGCGGGUACGAGAUCAAGGACAGUGAAAACCAGGUGACCAGAUCCCAGCUCAGCCCUGCCCAACCCCUCAGCAUCUCUGCAGGAACAGCCCCCGAGCACCCGGAUUUCACCCACGGGAACAUCGCCCGUCUGGAACUGGCCGUCGUGGUCCUGCUUGUCCUGGGGCUGAUCCUGGCUGAGGACUAUUACAGCCACCCAAGGGGGGGUGCCGUAGGAGCCUGGAUCCAGCCGUGCAGAGAAGAGAAUCUCUCCAGUGGACAAGACACUGCUGGCACAAAGCCCCUCUGCCCCCAAAGCCCCCUGUCCUGGAGAGCCCCACCCCCGCCACUGCCGACCUCACAGACACACCCCAGGAUUGAAGCUCUGCUCCCUGCUGGGUGCAUUGGGUUCCCCCGCGAUCCGUCCCUGGAAGUUGCUGGCAUCUUACUCCCUGGCCCAGUUGGGCCGGUCUCUGCCCCGGAUGGACUGAGGGUUUUGGCUCCAAGUAACCUGCCCAUCCACAGGAGCUUCCUUUGGCUGCAGUGCCCAGCCAAUCAGAACAGAGGGAGUGGGGCUGGGAGGGGGGCAAAGCAGGUCACCCUACCUCGCAUUUUCCCAAACAGCGGCUAGGUAGUUAAAUCCCCCAGUACCAUCAGGGACCAUCGCCCAGCCCCCAGCUGGGUCCUCAUCCCACAGGAUCCCAGCCCCCUUGUAUCCUGGGAACUGUA